Molecule: messenger RNA, 1266 nt
Organism: Cannabis sativa
Lineage: Eukaryota; Viridiplantae; Streptophyta; Magnoliopsida; Rosales; Cannabaceae
Exons: 1
Coding region: 1-1266 (421 amino acids)
Source: RefSeq, a predicted model, not a curated record
AUGGCCUCUUCCUCCUCCACUCCCAACCUUCUCACCCCUCUCUCCGAAGAAGAAAGCCUCAUUCAUGAUUUCGAUCACAUAUCCAUCUCUUCCUCGUCUGACCCAAAUGCCUUCUGCCUCAUCUUCAAGCUCCUCUCCCCCAGAACUGCUAAGCCUGCUUGGAUCAAAAAGGCUAUGUCUGAGGCAUGGACCCUUCGUUUCCCAACCAAAAUUUCUGAAUACCACUCUGGGCUUUUUCUGGCCACAUUCCAAUGUGAUGGGGAUCGUCGUCGCGUCCUCGAAGAGCAACCCUGGCACUUUGAUAAGUUCCUCAUUGUAUUCACCCAUCCUGACGUUUCCCUAACCCCCACCCCUGAAAGCAUCCGAUAUACCCCCUUCUGGAUUCAAGCCCACCGUAUCCCCUUUGGUCGCAGAAGUCUUCAGCUGGCCCAGUUCAUAGCUGAUGAACUGGGUGAUCUUAUUGAAAUCUACCCACUUUCCCUGCUCGAGAACUCUGGUCCUUUCCUUAGGCUCAGAGUCUUGCUAGACAUUACCAAGCCUCUGCGCAGGGGUAUGACUAUCCGUUUUAGGUCCAUUCAUGAGCCUAAAUGGAUAAGUUUCAAAUAUGAAAGCCUUCCAAAUUUCUGCUACUUCUGUGGUCGACUGGAUCACACUUACAACAAAUGUUCUCGUUACCUUCUCCGUUGUGAUAAUUUUCCUUCCCCUCCUAUUCUUGAAUACACUGACUUUCUUCGUGCUCCGGCCCAAUCCCAUCUCAAAAAGAAUCUGUUUGACAUCUCCAAUGCUACUCCGUUUGAGGAGCUUAUCCCUCCUCUUGCCUCCCCGGCCCACAGUCUCCAGCAUGCAGUUGACCAGUUCCUUCGUGUCCAUUCCCCACCUCACACCACCACCAUUGUUACGUCCACAUGCCUUUCCCCAAAUUUCGCCCCCCCUCAGUCAACUCAUCAAGCCACUCCAACCCCAAUCAUGACCACAUCCACCAUUUCUCACACUGUCAAAGGGAAAGGCAUUGCUUUCCCUGUCUCUGAACCACCUAUUUCCAGGCCCCCGGGCAUUGUUAUCCAAGAAUCCUCCACAAGAUCUUCUCCCACUUCCUCAGUGGGAACCCGUAAACACUUCACUAGAAAAUCCACUCAAGUUGGGGACUCUGUCAGGAGUAUGCUCAAGCGUGCUCGUGCAGCCCCUGGUGAUGAUGCUGUGGUCCCUUCUGUUUCUGAUGAUGAACCAACGGCGGGUGUCGCUACGCGACCCCGCCGAGAAAAAUGA